AUGAACGUGCACGAUCUGCAGCUUCCGAAGGUAGAAUAUGGAGAUAUACAAAAGCAAAAGUGGGUCACUGUUUUCCAUUUUGUUCUAAAUGACGAAAAUCUGCUGUUGGUAUCCUCCUACUGUCUAAAUGCAUGUACAGAGUGUGGGUUCGAAAAGCGAUUUGUUGCUGUUUCUGCUUCUCAAAACGAAAAAGAGGGAUUUUUGGUACUGAUUUGGAAUGAAGGGAAUCAAAGGAGAGAAAACCAGUCAAGUCCUGUGGUGUGUGCUCAUGAGAGAGAGAAGGGAGACGAGGAGAUAAAUGAGGCUGCUGAGCUGUUUCAAGAAGCAAGGAGUAUUUUCGAUAGUGAAUAUGGACCAUAUCACCCAAACACAUUGGGAGUUUAUAGCAAUCUUGCUGGAACUUAUGAUGCAUUGGGUAGGACAAAUGAUGCAAUUGAAAUAUUGGAAUACGUUGUUGGGAUAAGAGAGGAGAAGCUAGGAACAGCAAAUCCUGAUGUGGAUGGCGAAAAGCGGAGGUUAGCCAAGAUACUGAAAGAAGGAGGGAGGGUUAGAAACAGGAAACAUAUGUCACUGGAAACCCUCCUUGACACCAACUUACAGUUCUUAUGAUGCUGUUCGAUGUAUAUUAUGAUGUUUCAAGAAGCAAUAAGUUUUAUAUUUUUUAUAGGGGACACGCGCGCUGGGAACACGUGGCAUGUCCCCAGCCUCGUCCGUAUUCCUAUUUUUUUAAAAAUUUUCGUGUCCAGUAUCCAUGUUCGUAUCCGAGUCCAUGCUACAGCCUACGUAGAUGCAGACUGCUCAAAAUUUUCAGAGAUUUGACUACCAUUUUUUUCAUGCAAACACUAAAUGACAGUAAGACCCAAAAAGUUAUUUCCAACUAAGUUAUAUCAAAAUGACAUAAGAAGUUUAUAGAUUGUAACACACAUUUCCAACUAAGUAAAUUUAGUUCAUGUUCAAUGUA
Rhododendron vialii is the source of this 961-nucleotide messenger RNA. RefSeq names its product protein KINESIN LIGHT CHAIN-RELATED 3-like. The record is from RefSeq and is a predicted model, not a curated record. The transcript is spliced from 2 exons. NCBI's taxonomy places the organism in Eukaryota, Viridiplantae, Streptophyta, Magnoliopsida, Ericales, Ericaceae. Gene Ontology annotation, molecular function: protein binding. Bases 1 to 609 code for a protein of 202 amino acids.